Molecule: messenger RNA, 1146 nt
Organism: Adineta steineri
Lineage: Eukaryota; Metazoa; Rotifera; Eurotatoria; Adinetida; Adinetidae
Source: the annotation of a GenBank genome assembly
AUGAUUAACAACAAGACAACUGAUUCAUCUACUGUACGAAGAAAAACGAAUUUUAGCAUCCUCUGUUUAACAUUUAUUCUUGUUUAUACGUCUUACAAUGCUAUAACAAAUUUACAAUCAAGUAUUCAUACAGAUAAAACUGUUGGUUACUAUUCAUUGGCAAUUAUAUCAGGAUGUUCUGUUUUAUCAUGUCUUUUCUUUACAAAUCUCUUGAUCUUCGUAGCUGGAUAUAAAUGGACGAUUGUAUUAGCUCAAGUUGGAUUUUUAUUAUAUAUUGCCGCUAAUAUGUAUCCUAAAGUUUGGAUUAUCUAUCCAGCUUCAGUCAUCUGCGGUAUAUUUCGAGCUGGUUUUUGGACAGCACUUAGUGCUUAUGUUACCGAUUUAAGUGCUGGUGGUGAAAGUGGACCUAUAGCGGAUGCUAUCAUUAACAAAUAUUUCGGCAUUUUUUUUUCAGCAUUUCAAACUAGUCAAAUUUGGGGUAAUUUAGUAACAUACCUUGUUUUACGAGAUAGUCCCAAAAAUCUUCCGAUAAAUAAUGGAAAUUCUAGUGAAUCGCACUGUGGUGCUGAGUAUGCAGAAAAUGAACAACAAGGAAACGGUGGAUUAAAUAUCAUAUCUGGUACAACGACUUAUAUUCUCCAUGGUGUUUUUAUGGGUUUAAUUGUUGUUUCUAUUAUUCUUAGUAUUAUAAUGCUUGAUCAGAAACGUAAAUGGGAAAAAGCUACAUCAAUAAAAGAUUUGUUAGUCGAUUCUCGACAUUUUAUUGUUUCGACAUUUAAACAGAUGAAAUCUAUCAAGCAACUUUUUCUUUUACCUUUAGCAUUUUGGAUUGGAACAUCCGAAGCUUUUCUUUUUGGUAUUUUUACUAGUAGUUUUAUCACUUGUACAACUGAUCUCUCCUAUGUUGGUCUCAUAAUGAUCGCAUAUGGUGUUGCCAGUUCUAUUUUCAGUGUGAUUGUUGGUAUCCUCGGAAAAUACAAUAUUCGUAUACCAUGUUAUAUUGUAACUGCUCUUUUAUGUUACUCAUCAUAUACAGUGAUGCUUUUGUGGAACCCGUUAUCAUCACAAAUUUAUAUAUUAUUCAUCUUAGUCGGAAUGCAAGGUAUUGCAAGUGCUAUUUGGGAUCCCGUAGAAGCUGGUGAGUAG